This is a messenger RNA of Sitodiplosis mosellana (orange wheat blossom midge), 4734 nucleotides long. Its product is annotated as protein SERAC1. NCBI's taxonomy places the organism in Eukaryota, Metazoa, Arthropoda, Insecta, Diptera, Cecidomyiidae. The transcript has 8 exons. The record is from RefSeq and is a predicted model, not a curated record. Bases 2994 to 4517 code for a protein of 507 amino acids.
GUCACAGUGUGGUUGGCAUAUGCGAUCGGUUUGGUGAAGUGUGAAAUGUCAUAUUUUUUUGGUGGGAAAUCGAAUCUGCCAUUAUAUUUUCAAUUCCAAUUAAUUUACAUUGUUAAAACUAUCGAAACCAAAAUUGCUACAUGUUAAAAAGUAUUGCAAAGCAGCAAAAAAGGGGAAAAAAAAGAAAUUUUCCAAUCAUCAUUGCGUUUAUCAUCGCAUAGAGCCAAGCGGCCAGAGUGAGAGAGCGAAAUUUCAUUUCAUCGGUCGAGUACACGUUUUCCCGAUCAGGCGAUCAAUUUUUAUCAGUUGCUUUCUCCCUUCCUGUUCGCAUAUGUUUGCGAAGCAAAGAAAAAAGACGGAGUCGACACGAAGAGCCACUUGAAAAAAAAAUAGCGUUGCUGAGACUGUCCAAUUACCGCAUACAAUCUAGAAUUCAAGCUUUUUAAUCUAGCGCAUUGCAUGAAUUGAACUGGUGCUCACGGAGAGUAGGGGCAAAACUGACCAAAAAAAGAGAUUUGCGUGAAACUGGUUGAGAUACAAUAAUUAGCAGCAAUCAAAGCAAAACUAUCAACCGUUAUCAAAGCAAAACCGUGGAACAGAUGUGCGGCAAUCGAAUUAUAUGUAAUGUGAGCAGCGGCAGCAGCAACAACAAAAAAAUAACAAAUCCCUACUCGCUACUUGUGACACAUUCUUCUUGCGUGUGUGAUUAUAUAUGAAGCACGAUACGCGGCUGAACAGUAACGGCACGAAAAAAGAGAAAAAGAAGAAGAAGGCGUAGAAAAAAAAUCACAAAUCAUUGCAAACCGAAUGUGAAAUUGUUGUGUUUCAAUUUGAAUUUAGUCGGUGAAACGAAUGAGUCUGACAAUGAUCGUAUUUUUCAUGCGCUGAGAGCUAUCGUCCACUGUUCCCGUACCCGAAUUUUUUUUUCUGACAACCAUCAUAACGACGGUUAACACACGAAUUGAAAAAAAAACGAACAAUAAAACGUGCGACCGCCAAACGCGCUAAAAAAAAGUUUCAGUGAAAAUAAAUCAGUUGAACAUUGUAUGCUUACACGCUUUAGUUUUUUCUCUUCAAAUUCUGAACUCAAUUCAUGAAGUGAAUGUGCGUUAUUUUUAGUCACUUUGUUUGAAAUUUGUAUCGAGUUGUGAACAACGACCGCCGACCAUCAAAGUAACGCACGUGAUAAACGAAUGAGAGGGAAAAAAACCGAAGAAAAUGAUAUGAAAGUGUGAACAGAGUGAGAGAAAAGUAAAACCGAUUGAAUAACAUUUUUGUUUUCUUCGACGGAAAAUUGAAUGAUUUAAUGCACUCAAAUCGGCGGCGAUAAGAUUGAAUUCAACGAUAAGGUUUCACCGACUGCAGAAAAACGCGAAGUGACUCGCUCUCAUUCAUUAGAAGUUCGUGUGGCAACGGAAAAAGUUCGCGUCAAUAGAGCAAGACUAUCAUCGCACAUAGAACGCCAUACUGUGUCAAACCCCGAAGCAAACGAUCGACCAUUUGCUCAAUCAACGAAAAGAAGGCUUGUUUUCAAUUGAAUCAGCUGAUUCGUACGGUUUAAUUUUGGUCGUCUACCGUUGGAAUUUCAUGAAAAUAUUGAAUAGUGGAUAAAAAUACCCGUGCAUCUAAUGAAAUAAACAUACACACGCACACACACGCUUUACAUUGUAUGCAUUAUUAUUUUCGUGUUUGUGCGCGCAGUGCAGUGUUUUUGUUUUGCUUUCGAGUUGCAGCCGCGUGCCGAGAAAGAGAUUUUGUAAACACUUCCUAUUUACUAAGAAGCAAGUUUAUGGUUUGAUAUUUUAUAUUUUUCAUAUUGUUUGUCAUACAAACAGAGAGAGACAGAGAGGCACAUACACUCACAUAUCGUACUCAGGCCGAUGCCGCCGUGUGAUGUUUAUUUGUCGCUGCAUAAAUCAGUUUGAUGCGAAAGAUUUAACAUAAAACACAGUGGUGUACCUGCUGCCCUGAUUAGUGAACGGCAAUCGUACGAUAAAUUUAACAGCUCAAUUAGAUCGAGUAUCGAGUGCAUCAGGAGUUUAGAAUCAUACACACGCGCCGAAUUGAUUCUGAGCAAUAAUUUUAGUGUUUUUGAAAAAGAAGUAGAAAAACAGUCGUAAUAGACAAGAAAAACAAACGGGCAAAGCAAGGAGGCAAUAUAUACCGAACGACGAAUGAAAUAAAGAAAUAAUUGACGCAAUGAAUAUGUAAAACAUGACUGACGAGCACAACUGAAUUAUACUGAACUUGGAUCCAUCCGCGUAUCGCUUUGCGCGACAAACUGUGAGAACUUACAGCAAUAAUUUGCAAGAAAACUGUAAUUCAACAAUUAGUCUAUUAAAAGUCGCAAUUGCAAACUGAAUUGAUCGAAGGAGAGAAAAAUAAUACCGAUAUAUUAGUUUGAAAUUUGUAUGGAAUAGAAAAAUAAUAGCAAGAGUCACAACGUCAGUGUUUGAUUACGAGAUUUGUUUAUAUUGUCAUCGAGAAAGAGAAAACCGACGAAGUUUACCCAAGAAAGAAAGAAAAAAACAACAACAAACAGUGAAGAAGAAAAGACCUUGACCAAUCAUUACAUAAAAUUGUGAGUGAAAAAAAGUGAAAAACACGGUCACAUACAGUUGAAGGUGGCGAUUUCUCUCUUUGACACUCUGCUUCACUUUUUAUUAUCAUCAUUAUUUAUUUAUUCAUCUCUCAACGACACACCGCAACGAAAAACGACGUUCCAUCGAUUGUCUGCAGCGUGGUAUCUAUUGUAUAUGCCAACGAUUUCCAAAUAAAUUUGUGUAAAUAUUUUAUGAAAUAGCGCCGCAUCACGUAAUAGUUCGUUGUGCAUGCAGCGUCGACCCAUUAAUAAAAUAGACCAUAAUAAGAAGUGAGCAUAUUUGAAAGAAAAACGCGUGAAGCCUAUAGAGGAAACAACAUUUAAAAAAAAAAACGCCCAAAAAGAAGAAGAAAAAAACGACGAAGAAGCAGCCGAAAAAAAAACCGAAAGUAUGGAUUCAAUCACAACAACCAAUACCAUUUCACUGAACUGCGACAUUGAAAUAUCAAACAAAGUGUUGAGCCUCCAUGCGAAGCAUUUCACGCGACAUCACGAAAAUCCGCCGCACCACAACAAAUAUGAACUCAUAUCGAAAAGUUGUCAAGAUCGAAUCAGUUCCUUAGUUAACAUUGCCAUAGACCUAAUAUCCUAUUUAAUAAAUUUAUGUGCAUCAUUUGGCUGGCAAACGAAGCACACGAUCUACUGUGUGAAGUUCAUACGGUUGAACCAGCGUGCUGUGGUGGAGCAUUUUAAAAGCAUUCGACUGAUCGAACACAUUAAAUCAAUUGGCUACAAUGUGGUGAAAAAUGCCCAAUUCAAACUAUAUCCAAUCGUCCAAAUGAUAAGGCGGAAGAGCUAUUUCGACGACAAUGACUGUAACAAUGAUUGUAACAAUGUCUGUAAAAAUGCAAUUACGUACGAAAGCACCAACGAAACCAAUAACAAUAGCAACAGUGGCAACAUUAAAACCACACAAAACGAUGACGCGGACGAGAUAGAUAAUGUUUCGUUGGAAAUUUUGUGGGAACCAAAAUGUGGCACUCGUAUCACAGCUGAUGUUGUUUUCAUUCAUGGUUUACAUGGAUCGAGUGACAGUACUUGGAAACAGGGCGAAUGGGUGCAUAAACCGCAAACCGCUAACGAUAAUCGCAUCGAAAUCAUACAUCAUGAACAUAAUGCGGAACGUUCGAAUCAGCAUCUGGAUACUCAUCAUCAUUUACACACCGACCCCAAAGACGACAACGAUGACCAUUUGAAUGCGUUCAAUUCAAAUCCGACUUUGGAAUCGUUGUCACAAUGUUGGCCUAGAGACUUUCUGCCUCAGGACUUUCCGACGGCUCGCAUCUGUGCGAUCAACUACGACACAGAUCCCCAUCUAUGGCGUCCUAUAUGGUAUAAAUCACAAAAGCGUUCGAGCUUAGCCAUUCGAGCGAUGAAAAUGAUUCGCAUACUAGUCGAACACAAUAUUGGCGUUAAUCGGCCAAUUAUCUGGGUGGGCCACAGCAAAGGAGGUUUGUAUAUCAAGCAAAUUAUCGUCAAUGCACACGAAUGCAACGCAUACUGGCUAUGGAAAUCGUCACGUGCUGUCCUUUUCUAUUCCGUUCCUCAUCGUGGGUCACCUUUAGCCGAACUCAACUUACCACUCCUAACACGUUCCAUCGAAAUGAUUGAAAUUCAAAAAAAUUUUUCCACAAUAAUAGAUUUGCAUCGACGUUUCGUAGCAUUGUGCCGCCGUGGAAUUCUAAAUAUGGAUGUGUUUAGCUUUAUUGAAAUGAAAUUCACCGAAUUAUCUGUGUUCUAUUUGCGAAUCGUUGGCGUCGAUUCCGGAGAUCCCGGCAUUGGUGGCGUCUGCACCGUUCCACUCGAUCAUUUAGAUGUAUGCAAACCACGUAAUCGUCAUUGCUUCCUCUAUCGUCAACUGGCCAAAAUGAUCGAAAGUGCGAUACAUACACACACUCGUCCUAUAUUUAGAUAAAUAACAUUCAAAAUUUCCAUAAGGUCAACCAAAUUUUUGGAAUGAGAAUUUGUGUUUGUAUCCAUACGAAAUCCGAUGUUGAAUAGAUUUUGUUUAAGUUUCUCCGUUUUUAAUUAUGAAAUAAGUGAAAAGUGCAAAUCUUUGUAGAAUAAGUGCCCAAAAGAUGAAACAGAAAAUAGCUUAGCAAAAAUAAAUUGUGUUAUUUUGCCUCAGGAAA